AUGAUUGUGAUUUUAAUCCAGGGAAAAAGUAGCAAAAAAAAUAGUCGAUGUAAAAAAGGAGACAAAAACGAGGCAGACAAGGAGAAAAACGGCGUGCGCAGAAAAGCCACGAGCGAGAAAAAGGCCGUGCGCAAAAAGCCACGAGCGAGAAGAAGGCCGUACGUGAAAAGCCACGAGCGAGAAGAAGGCCAUGCGCGAAAAGCCACGAGCGAGAAGAAGGCCGUGCGCGAAAAGCCACGAGCGAGAAGAAGGCCGUGCGCGAAAAGCCACGAGCGAGAAGAAGGCCGUGCGCGAAAAGCCACGAGCGAGAAGAAGGCCGUGCGCAGAAAAGCCACGAGCGAGAAGAAGGCCGUGCGCAGAAAAGCCACGAGCGAGAAGAAGGCCGUGCGCAGAAAAGCCACGAGCGAGAAGAAGGCCGUGCGCAGAAAAGCCACGAGCGAGAAGAAGGCCGUGCGCAGAAAAGCCACGAGCGAGAAGAAGGCCGUGCGCAGAAGAGCCACGAGCGAGAAGAAGGCCGUGCGCAGAAGAGCCACGAGCGAGAAGAAGGCCGUGCGCAGAAGAGCCACGAGCGAGAAGAAGGCCGUGCGCAGAAAAGCCACGAGCGAGAAGAAGGCCGUGCGCAGAAGAGCCACGAGCGAGAAAAAGGCCGUGCGCAGAAAAGCCACGAGCGAGAAAAAGGCCGUGUGCAGAAAAGCCACGAGCGAGAAAAAGGCCGUGCGCAGAAAAGCCAUGAACAAGGGAAAACCACUGGAGGGGGGGAAAACCAUGAAAAAGCAUUAA
Messenger RNA from Neoarius graeffei (lesser salmon catfish), 780 nucleotides. Its product is annotated as histone H1-like protein HC2. The record is from RefSeq and is a predicted model, not a curated record. NCBI's taxonomy places the organism in Eukaryota, Metazoa, Chordata, Actinopteri, Siluriformes, Ariidae. The transcript has a single exon. The coding region runs from base 1 to 780 and encodes 259 amino acids.